AUGGACGAGGAGCUGCAAGAGCCGGGGUCCGAUCCUGGAGAGCGUGCAUCGUUGUUGACCCUUUCUGAUGAUCACCGGCCGUCGAUCCAGGCUGUGCCCAAAAUUCCUUCCAGGGCAAGGAGGAAGGUGAUCGAAGUGAAGAAGCUGGUUUCGGAGCAGAGUCGAAUAAAGACGGCGGUGGAAGCCAGCGACCUCGCUCAUGCGCAAGGCUACCUAGAGCUGGAGUCCCAGCUUCGCGAGUUCAUGGCCGAGGUGGAGGAGAAGCGCGCCAACGCCGAAGCGGUGAUCCUGGACCUCGUCAAGGAGCUGGUGCGAACGGCACAGGAGGUGGAGAGCAUGAAUGCCCAGGGGGCUCUCGUAGAGGAGCGCCUGGAUGCCGUGGAGGCACAUCUACAGGACCUCGAGAGCAAUUGGCCAUCGAAGGGCAGCGACGCCCAGGAGCCGCACGUGCUCGAAGAUGCGGAGGAGGACGACACGCUGCCUUUCGCGCCCUUGAGUCGGAGCACAGCUGUAGGUGCUGUCCGUGCGUCUCAUACCCUGGGCUUGAGCCGACCGUCGGAGCAGAUGCGCAGCCGCCGCGAAGUGGCGACGUGGGGCGGCAGUGGCUUUGUGGCGCCAGGUGAGACGCUGCUGUCAAAGGCACAGGCAUUGAACACCAGGAGCCUGGGAGGUGUUCCCCUGCCGAAGGCUGCGGCAAAGGCACCUGCUGCAACCUUGGGAGCUCAGAAGCUCGUAGAAGCCGCUGCAGCAAAGGCAGCCGCGGAAGCUCUCGAGAAGGCCAAAGCCUCGUUGUCAGAGCUUCGGGAGGAGCUGCGCAGUGAUCUCGCGGCCACAGUGGCAGCUGAGAAAGAGAAGGCUGUGGAGAGCUUUGCAGCCCUCGAGAAGGCUCUAACGGCUCAGGUCGAGUCGACCGUGUCGGAGUUGACUGCGCUGGCCGGGCCACGGCCGCGUUUGCCCAUCGACCCGCGCGAGCGGGAGGGCAGCCAGGAGUCGCAAGUUCAGGGUGGUCCAGAUGCUGCCGGUGUGACGCCCCGCGUGGCGGAUCCAUCUCAGGGCGACAUCGACUCUCCGAAAGCAUGGACGGCCAAGAAACCCAGGACCAGCUUUCGCGUUCUGGGUGCGCUGGUGCCGGCCUGCCUCGGGGUACUGAAGAAGCCGACUGAUGUCGACGAGACUUCCUAG
Symbiodinium sp. CCMP2592 is the source of this 1182-nucleotide messenger RNA. The record is from the annotation of a GenBank genome assembly. NCBI's taxonomy places the organism in Eukaryota, Dinophyceae, Suessiales, Symbiodiniaceae.